AUGGAAGAUAUGUAUGUGCUCGCUUCCAAGUACUUGCCUAAGACCCGAUGGAGUCAUCACGUGCUGCAGGUUAAGCGUGUUUUGGAGUGGAGCCCAUGGUGUCUUCACCAGGUAGCGGUUCCAGGCUCAUUCAGCAUCCUAAAUAUGGUGGUGACAAACAUUCUGAAGACUCUUAAUUUCAGCCAAACGUUGUCCUCUAAUGGUUCACUGGACAACUUCUCAGACCCUACAUUUAUGAAGGAUUACAUGGAGACCUUGACACUUACUGCAUCAAUAACAUUUUUGACUGGCAUCAUUCAGUUGCUGCUGGGUUGCUUUUGCCUGGGGUUUGUGGCAACGUACGUGCCGAAGACUCUCAUUGACGCUUACCUCUCUGCAGCAGCGUUGCAUGUCAUCGUAUCACAGUUUGUCUUCAUCUUUGACGUCAUGCUUGACUUCCACAAGGGCCCCCUGGGCAUUUUCUGUAUUAUCACAGCCACCAUUAUUUCUAAUUGCAUUCAUCUUCAUGCGGAAUCUAGUAGUGCUGUGAUGAGUGUGAAUCCUCAGAGGUUUCUGCCUCCUACACUGCCAGAUUUAUCAAACCUGAGCACGAUCCUACUGCAUGCCUUCUCCCUUGCUGUUGUGAGCUACUUCCUUCUUGUUUUUGUUGGGGAGAGGUACGCUUCACGUCACAACUACAGUAUUGCCAGCAAUCAGGAGCUAAUAGCUGUGGGGCUAUGCAAUAUUUGCAGCUCAUUUUUCAAAAGCUUUGUUGUCAGCUGUGCUAUUUCUGGAACUGUCAUUCAAGAGAAGACAGGUGGAAGAACACAGGUAGCAGCAGUGAUUGGAGCAUUUGUGAUGCUGGUGAUUGCGCUGAAGCUGGGACACUUUUUCCAGAUGAUACCUAAUGGUAUACUGGCUGCUAUUGUGGUAUUUAACGUGCUCCCUUUUCUGGAAAAACUUCUGGACGUCCCCAUCCUGUGGAGACGGGAUAAGUAUCACUUUGUUAUUUGGCUCGUAACUUUUGCUGCAGUGCUUUGUUUUGGUCUUGAUGUCGGUUUAGUGAUCGCCAUGGGAUUUACGCUCUUCGUAAUCACCAUCAGGUCACACAGAAUGAAGAUGGCAGUGCUGGGACAGAUUCCAAACAUGAAUAUUUAUAGAAGUUUAUCCGUCCACAGAGCCGCAAGGGAGAUUGAAGGUAUCAAAAUCUUCCAGUGCUGUUCUUCCAUCUCUUUUGUAAACAUGAAUCACUUCAAAACUUACUUGUUACACAAGAUACCAUAUACAGAGAAACUGGUGAAGCGGUGUCACGCGGACAGCGAUUCCUCAUCAUCUUCAGUUAAUUUGGUACAUUGGUCCAAGUACAGAGACACACUCAGCUCCAGGAUGCUGCUGAUGGGAGCAGACGAUGCACAGCACGUGUCCCCAGGCUUGAACACGGGACGUGGGACUGGAAGGAGCGAGGAUGAAGGGGGAAGCCUUUCACCAGGUUCUGCGAUAGAUAAUUCCUCAGUAUGCUUAGACCAUGAAGAACAGACGGUGCAUUUGCCAAGUCCAGUUCACACCAUUAUUUUAGACUUUGGCAUGGUGCAGUUUGUGGAUUUGCUAGGUUCAGAGUUACUGCGACAGAUCAUCCAUAUGUUUCACAACAUUGGCAUUUCAGUCCUUAUAGCUGGCUGUCACUCCUCUGUGAUAGCAGACUUGGAGAAGAAUGAUUUCUUCGACAGCUGUGUCACCAAAGAACGGUUCUUUCUAACUCUUCAUGAUGCUGUGCUGGCUGCUUUGGACAAGCAUCCAAAGCCAGAUGAGCUAGAACUUACUACAGAAGAGUUUGCUGAAGAACCAGCAGCUGAACAGUAG
This is a messenger RNA of Tauraco erythrolophus (red-crested turaco), 1839 nucleotides long. The record is from RefSeq and is a predicted model, not a curated record. Lineage: Eukaryota; Metazoa; Chordata; Aves; Musophagiformes; Musophagidae.